AUGAGCACAGUGAGGACAGACCUGAGGGCGGAAAUUACCUCACUUCUCGACCGCCACCAACAGCUCGCUGUCUCCGGCAACGCCAUGCAAGGUUUCAACAAGUAUUAUCCCCCCGACUAUGACCCGGAAAAGCACAGCAGUCUGAAUGCUUACCGAGGCAAACAUGCCCUCGGUGACAGAGCACGGAAGAUAGGCGAAGGAAUACUCAUCGUGCGCUUUGAGCUCCCGUUCAAUAUCUGGUGCGGAACAUGCAACAACCAUAUUGGGAUGGGUGUCCGCUACAAUGCGGAGAAGAAGAAAGUUGGCAACUACUAUUCGACCCCAAUAUACUCAUUCCGGUGCAAGUGUCACCUAUGUAGCGGCUGGUUCGAGAUUCAGACAGACCCCAAGAACACGCGUUACGUUGUUGUAUCAGGUGCACGACAGAAGGAAGAGGAUUGGGAUCCCGAAGAGAAUGGAGGAUUUGCGGUUCAUGAAACCGAUCCGAAUCAAGGGCCUGUCGACCCUCUUGCUGCCCUCGAGAAGUCGACAGACGCUCAGAACCACAUGAACAACGUGCAGGUCCCUCGCAUCGAAGCGUUACAGAACCUUGCAGAUCACUAUAGUUCCGACCCGUACACCCACUCUCUCCGCGUUCGUAGACGUUUCCGUGAGCAGAAGAAGAUCGAAAAGGCGCGUGAAGAGGCCGACGAAUCGAUCAAGAGUGUGUAUGGACUCCCGGAGGCCCUUGCGUUGUCAGCAGAGGACGACGAGACAAGGGCGAAGGCCAAGCAGGAGUGGGAGGAAGGGCGGCAGGCGCUAGAGGAACGUGAGAGUGCAAAGCGACGCAAGCUGGGGGCCGAGGUCGUUAGCGUCAUGCCUCGGGCAUCCUCCUCCCGUUCAUCAGCUCGCAGCGGACAGUCCAGUCGUCCAAGCAGUAGCAGCGGCAGCAAGACCAGUGACCCUGUGAGCGCGCUGCGUGCUAAGAUUCUGGGGAAUACUGCGAAGCAGAGCAUUUCGAUAGGUGGUAUCAGUCGGUCCAAACCCCCAGACCCGAAAUCAGCUCGAGCCCUGGUGAGACGGAUCUGAUGGUAUACCCUAUGGACUUCGGAUCGGAUAGCCCCAAUGUGUAUUGUACCCACUCG
Messenger RNA from Dichomitus squalens LYAD-421 SS1, 1124 nucleotides. RefSeq lists its product as uncharacterized. Gene Ontology annotation, cellular component: post-mRNA release spliceosomal complex; U2-type spliceosomal complex. Bases 1 to 1068 code for a protein of 355 amino acids. The record is from RefSeq and is a predicted model, not a curated record. Gene Ontology annotation, biological process: mRNA splicing, via spliceosome. NCBI's taxonomy places the organism in Eukaryota, Fungi, Basidiomycota, Agaricomycetes, Polyporales, Polyporaceae. The transcript has 7 exons.